Wasmannia auropunctata (little fire ant) is the source of this 2851-nucleotide messenger RNA. RefSeq lists its product as uncharacterized. The transcript has 12 exons. Gene Ontology annotation, cellular component: membrane. Gene Ontology annotation, molecular function: potassium ion leak channel activity. The record is from RefSeq and is a predicted model, not a curated record. The coding region runs from base 468 to 2348 and encodes 626 amino acids. Gene Ontology annotation, biological process: stabilization of membrane potential; potassium ion transmembrane transport. Lineage: Eukaryota; Metazoa; Arthropoda; Insecta; Hymenoptera; Formicidae.
AGUCGAUUUUUGGGCGUAGGUUUUCGCGUUUGCCUUUUAUUUAUUUCAGCGGCUAUUUUGAGUUUUGAUAAUUUGCGAAAUUUUGAAAUAUAUUUUACGUUAAUUUUUCGCGUGUUGCGUUUAUCUCAUCGAUCCCGUUUUUCUCUGCAAAUAGCCGGCACUAAAAAUAAGCCUUCUCUGGUUGUCGGCUUCGUGGGGAAUCGCAUAGCGCGCGGGUAUUUCUCUGUGCUCUGCCCAAAACCAUCGCCACGGGCGGAUUUACAUGAUCGACGACCUCAUGUUUAUUCAUGUAUCCUCUCCGUAUGGUCAAAUUAAUACACGCCGCCGCGAUAAUUACCAAUGCCGGACAUACAUCCGCUUCAACAUCUAUCGCGAUCACAUAAGUGCGAUGUCGCGCAUUAUUCAUCGAGAUUCAUCCAAGCAUAUUGCAGCAUAUUAGUUAAAAUUCUAAAGGAGGCAAGUAGAAAAUGCCGCGCGCGCGAACGGAAGUGUUCGACGUGAUGGAAGUGGAGAAACCAUCGAGGUGCAUCAGGUUUCUCCGGUUGCUGUGGAAAUUCAGCAGAUGCGUCUUCUCUCACGUGACGUUAAUCUCCUUGGUGGUUGCUUAUUGUCUAAUUGGUGCAUAUGUCUUCGUAUCACUGGAGGCGAAUCAUGAGAGGGAGGUGAAGAAGAGCAUCAAGAGUAUACGAGAAAACGUUUCUGAAAAGCUAUGGGAAAUUACGAAAGAUUUCGACGUAUUGAUUCGCGAAAAUUGGACGGAGCAGGCGUUGAGCGAACUAAAGAAAUUCGAAAAAUGCCUUCUGGACAAAAUGGAGAAGGAAGGAUGGGAUGGCUUCGAAAAGGAGGAUAAUACUCAAUGGACAUUCGCCGGUGCUCUCUUCUAUUCCAUCAUCGUCAUCACGACGAUUGGAUAUGGUCACAUUGCACCAAAAACGAAAAAUGGAAAAGUAGUGACUAUUUUUUAUGCUAUUCUCGGCAUUCCGCUCAUGUUGCUCUGCCUAUCAAAUAUCGGAGAUGUAAUGGCAUCGAGUUUUAGGUUUCUAUAUUGGAAAGUGUGCUGUUACGUAUGCACAAAACCACCAAAAAAACGGCGAGGGCGUAACAAUCUGGUUAGAUCGUAUUCUGUUCGUCAACCAGGGCGAUAUGGCUCUAGCAGAGGCCCAUUUCGCCGAUCCAUUAGAGUGAGUCAACGAUCAGCAGAUUCGGCCUUAGGGCUCUCCGAAAGUAUGACAAAAUCAUCGUACUCUGAUACUGAUUGUCGGUAUAUGUCUCGACGAUUGGAAGGAGGUGAAUCAAAAGCAAUUGCUUAUACCCCUUCUACAAAUCAUCCAACAGAAAUUAAAGCCGCAACUAUGCCACGAUAUUCGGAUAUUCCAGUGGCGACUCCAAGAAGCGUAAGAGCCAGUUCCAGAAUAACGACACAGUCGCUGGACAGAAAAUUGCUGAUGAAUCCGAACGAAGCGGAUCGUUCGCCAGUUUUAUGCAACAAAUAUGCUUUGGAUGAUUUGGAACACGAAACGUCGAGAUGGCAGUUACCUCCAAAUAAAGUCGAGAACUUGGAUAAACUACAAAGCAACGAAACGGCCGAAGAGUUGGAUGGCGUUGAAAAGCGAACUUCUUUUAAUCCCAGAUCUUUGCCGAGAAGAUGCCUUUCUGUGGAAGGAGCCACGACGACGAAUCAUAGAAUGAGUUCGUCGUCAGGUCUCCGACCAGCUUCGAUUUAUUUGGAAAUGGAAUAUAUGAAAAGAUCGCAGUCUACCAAAAGUAGACGCACCAGGAGCAAUUAUUCCGUUGCGCGUUCUUACAAACGAGGACCGCCGCCGUCGCCGAGGAUUAUGUCGCCAAUGGGAUUUGCUGUACAUCGACAGGUUUACUCCGACGAUAUUGAUUUUGACUACGAUUAUUAUACUGCUGCAGAUGACCAAGAAAGACAGCCGAUCAAGCCCGUGCCUAUUUGGCUGUGUGUCUUUCUGGUCGUCAGCUACAUACUUGGCGGCGCUUUCCUCUUCAGCAAGUGGGAAAAGUGGCAGUUCCUCGAUUCAGCUUACUUCUGUUUCAUCACGUUGACUACUAUCGGUUUUGGCGACUUUGUACCACAGUUGGAUGCACAGAAAGGUAUCGCCCUUUGUUCCCUCUACCUGUUAUUUGGAAUUGCCUUGCUGGCAAUGAGCUUUAAUCUGGUGCAAGAGGAGGUCAUCAACAACGUGAAGAGCGUCGCGAAGAGGCUGGGUAUCAUCAAAGAGACCGACGAAGACGAAGAGGAGGAAGAGGAGGAGGAAGCAGAGAACUACGACGAAUACGACGCCGAGUACGAAGAUGAGGUCUACGAAAAUGAGCCCAAGCUCUGACCUCGCGGUUUUCAGUUUCCUAUUCGUCGAGAUCGACGACACGAGUCAUCUGUCUUCGUAUACGUGGUAUAUACAAUUAGAUCCAAGGGAUAAUUUCUCCGUUCAUCUCGAUCGACAUAUCGCAGUUAGUAAUUUCGUUGCGUAUAAACAAAUCUGAUUUUCUGUCGAGCGACAAUUCCCAAUUGCGAAUAAUCUCUUAUUGUUAGAUUAAUUUAUAAACACUAUUACAAUUUAUCUCAAUUACUUUUUUCCAUUUAUAGAUACUCCGUUACUUAUUCAUUAUCUGACACAAUGAAAUGACAAAUGAAAUACUAUCAUUAAGAGUGUUACUAUUAUUUAUUGUAUACCAAUGGAACAAUGGUGAAGAGAGAAACUAUAAUUGCAAACAUUGCGAGAAAAAUAAUGCUGUGUAUAAUAUUGUUGUAUAUACGUACGGUAUAUAUACAAGUCUGAAAAUUAGUUUCUCUAAAUAAAUAAGAGAACAAUAGUGGAAUGCAAUUAAA